This is a messenger RNA of Haliaeetus leucocephalus (bald eagle), 6420 nucleotides long. It is a transcript of the gene MGAT3, whose product is annotated as mannosyl (beta-1,4-)-glycoprotein beta-1,4-N-acetylglucosaminyltransferase. Gene Ontology annotation, molecular function: beta-1,4-mannosylglycoprotein 4-beta-N-acetylglucosaminyltransferase activity. The transcript is spliced from 4 exons. The record is from RefSeq and is a predicted model, not a curated record. Gene Ontology annotation, cellular component: membrane. Lineage: Eukaryota; Metazoa; Chordata; Aves; Accipitriformes; Accipitridae. Gene Ontology annotation, biological process: protein N-linked glycosylation; N-acetylglucosamine metabolic process. The coding region runs from base 1678 to 3222 and encodes 514 amino acids.
AGGGAUAGCUGGGCUGGCACCUCACCUGAGACCGCCGAGGCAAGGAGGUGGUUUCAGGGAGGCUGUGGUGGGAACCACGCCAUGGGGAAUAUUUCAAAGCAAACUCUGGAAAACACCACCCCAGGAGCAAUUCUGCAAGUAGAUGGGGAUGGCUGUGGUUUAAUGCAGCUCGCCCACCUUUGACUCGUGGGAAGAAAAGUCACAAUUCAGAGGCGUUGGGGCCAUCCCCACACAACAGGCAGCCAGAGAAAAUCCGCCGGCUGAGGUGAGCCCACCUGGUCUUGGCCAACAGCCCCAACUCCUGCAGAAAACACCCGGGAUCCCUUCCUGGGUGCCCCAAGGCAAAUCCCUCCCACUCUCCGUGCUGCUGGCAAGCACUUUAAGCCUCUACAGCAUGCACCAAAGAGUUAAGCGCUGCUUCGCCACAGCGAGCGUCCUGCGGUUGCUCACAGCACUUCAUGCCAUCCACCCCUUCGCCACUUUCUCACCCGCUCGCUGCCCCAGCCACUCUCCGCACGCCUCUGACUGCAGGCUAAGAGCACGCCACUCGCCAAACGCCUUUGUGGCUAAACGGCCGAGCUGCAGGUACGCACGGGAGUUUCACUACGACUCGGGCUUCUCGUAACGGCGAGGAUGUGGGCUCUGGGAUUUGGCCACGUCCAGUCCAACAGCACCUUCCUGCAUUUCACCAGGUUUCCUCCUUCAGCCCCAGAAGUUACCGACUGCAUUAAACACUGAGAUCAGCCCCCGGCCCCGGGUCAGAGCCCCGGAGCUCAGACCCACAUGGCACUGGGGCUUUUCCUCCUCUGUGGGUGCUGGAUGUGGCCAGCAUCAGCAGCACCAGGGGUCACUCCAGAAGCUGAUGGAGGUGAAGAUUCAUCUGGAGUGAAGGGAAACAACAAAAUGAAACCCCUCCAGACUGCGGCCACCAGACAAAAACACACCAGCAUGCCAUUUUCCUUCCCUCCCAUGCUGGUAAAGUGACUUUAAGCCACAUCACGGUAAGCGAAAGCACAUGGCUGCUGCUGCUGCACUGGAUGGGCCUUUGAAAGAAGGUGUUUCUCAACAUAUCCUUGUUUUGGCUGUGAUUAUUGCCUGGGACACCACUGGGAGGGAACGACGUGCCUGGAGACACCGCGUCCAGUGUGUAAUGUGACAUGGUGAUGCUGAAACUCGGGGCUGGAAGAAGCCCUGGGGUGAGGAUUGAGGCCAGCAAGGCUGGGGAGAGCACAUGCUGCUCUUGUCUUCCCCCUCAGCAUCCCCGUAGGACCAGGGCUUGCUUCUCUGAUGUGUAGGCACAGCUCCAUUUUAGGGGAUUUGGAAACUAUACCUAAGUGGCAAAGGAGAACCCCAUCUCUGCUGCAUCGUGCUUUCCCCACGGUACUCCUCAGCCUUCCCUCGGGACCUCCCAGCGGGCCAGGACUGCAGCAAGGCUGAAUGGUGAUGACUUGUUGGCUCGUGUGUCCAUCACUGGGAGAGCUGGCAGGUACUGACCCCCCUGCAAUCUGGAGGCUGCGGGCUAACCUGAGCUCAAGCAGUGACAAGAGCUGGAGAAACGAAGGCAGGGAUGUUCUCCUUUUCUGUUUGCCGUUGCUCCUGAGGGGAAGAUACUAGAAAAUUCCCAGCCAGGCAGCAUUUCUUCCGCAAGAAGGGGUUUGCUGUCACACUCAGAACAGGAUGAAGAUGAGACGCCAUAAGCUCUUUCUGACUCUCUGCAUGGCUGGUCUCUGCCUCAUCUCCUUCUUGCACUUCCUCAAGGCCCUUUCCUAUGUCACCUUCCCCCGGGAGCUGGCUUCGCUUAGUCCCAACCUCGUCUCCAGCUUCUUCUGGAACAAUGCCCCCGUCACACCUCAGGUCAGCCCUGAGCCAGGGGGUGCAGAGUUCCUCCGCACACCCCUGUACUCCCACUCCCCCUUGCUCCAGCCCCUGCCUCCCAGCAGAGCCAGCGAAGAGCUGCACAAAGUCGAGUUUGUGCUGCCGGAAGACACAACAGAAUAUUUUGUCCGUACCAAAGCCGGCGGCGUUUGCUUUAAACCAGGCACCAAGGUGUUGGAGAAGCCACCUGUGGGAGGGCGGCCAGAGGAACGAGCAGAUGGCGCAGCCUCGGGGCGGUCGGCUCGCAAGCCGCUGAGUGCCGGUGGGACAAAGCGGCGCAAGUGGGUGGAGUGCGUGUGCUUGCCGGGCUGGCACGGCCCCAGCUGCGGGGUCCCCACUGUGGUCCAGUACUCCAACCUGCCCACCAAGGACCGCCUCGUGCCACGGGAGAUCCCUCGGCGAGUCAUCAACGCUAUCAACGUCAACCAUGAGUUUGACCUGCUGGACGUCCGCUUCCACGAGCUGGGAGACGUGGUGGACGCCUUCGUGGUGUGCGAGUCGAACUUCACGGCCUAUGGAGAGCCACGGCCCCUCAAGUUCCGCGAGAUGCUCCUCAACGGCUCCUUCGACUACAUCCGCCACAAGGUGCUCUAUGUCUUCCUGGACCACUUCCCCCCCGGUGGCCGCCAGGAUGGCUGGAUUGCUGAUGAUUACCUGCGCACCUUUCUCACCCGGGAUGGCAUCUCUCGCCUCCGCAACCUGCGCCCAGACGACGUCUUCAUCAUCGACGAUGCCGAUGAGAUCCCGGCCCGCGAUGGCGUGCUCUUCCUCAAGCUCUAUGACGGCUGGACGGAGCCCUUCGCCUUUCACAUGCGCAAGUCGCUCUACGGAUUCUUCUGGAAGCAACCAGGCACCUUGGAGGUGGUCUCGGGCUGCACCAUGGGGAUGCUCCAGGCCGUCUAUGCUACUGACGGGAUCCGUCUGCGGCGCCGCGAGUACUACACCAUGCCUGGCUUUCGGCAGUAUGAGAACAGCACGGGACACAUCCUGGUGCAGUGGUCGCUGGGCAGCCCCCUCCACUUUGCUGGCUGGCACUGCUCCUGGUGUUUCACCCCAGAGGGGAUCUACUUCAAACUGGUGUCGGCCCAGAACGGGGAUUUUCCCCGCUGGGGUGACUACGAGGAUAAACGAGACCUCAAUUAUAUCCGGGAGCUGAUCCGGACUGGUGGCUGGUUCGAUGGUACUACACAGGAGUAUCCCCCCGCUGACCCCAAGGAGCAGAUGUACGCUCCCAAGUACCUGCUCAAGAACUACCAGCGGUUCCGCUACUUGUUGGAGAACCCCUACCGAAAAGUGGAGAGCGCUGGAGAAGUGAAAAACAUCAACAAAAAUAACUUGAUUGCCUAAUAAGACUGAGACUGGAACAGAAUGAAGAUGAACAUCUUUUUCUGAUCAAACUGAGAUGGAGUUCAUCUUAGCUCCUUCCACAUCUCAUGUGCCAUAAUGCCUGCUUAGAAGAACUGAAAGACCCUCUUAUUUUGGUUGGUUUUGUUUGUUUUUUAAAUCACUGUUCUCACUGCUGCUGUCUUCCCCACACGUAGAAAAGCCCCCUUGGGAACUGAGUGGAGGGAGAAGCUUUGCUAGGCAGACUUGAUGCAGCAGGAGGGAGUCUUGUGUAGAGAGAUUACAGAGAAAUGGGGACCCAGCUGAGAAAGGAGGACCCUGUGCUGAGGAAGAUGAGAGCAGUAGCACUGAGGCUGCAGCACAAGGGGAACAUGCUUUCCCCAGGGGCAGCCAGAGGAGAGCAGGUGUGUUAGCUCGUGGGAUUCAGUAGCAGAAAAGCAUGGAAGGAAGAAAUGAUUUCUCAUUUUCACUCUUGGAAGGGAGCCUGAGAUCUACUCUCAGUCCUUUGGCUUUGCGUUAUCUCAGUGACAACACCACAAGCCCAGUGCCAGGUCUUGCUGAAGACAGGAGAGAAAGACAAGUCAGUCUUUGCAUGGGUGCUUUGGCAGCACCGGAGCCCCGUGAAGAAGGGGCUAAAGUGCACGUGUGCUGGGGCUGCACCUCAUCUUCUACAGUGGGAGCAGCCUCUCCUCUGAUACCAGCCCUUCCCGUGCAUGGGCGUCCUUGGGGAUUUUUAGUGCACUGCAAGUCACGUUUUCAUCGCUGAGAUAUGGCCCUUGUCUCUUGGGAGUUUCAGAUGAUCCCACAGCUGCAGUAUCUGGAUCUCCUGUUCCUGAAGUACAGCCUGUUGCCUUCUCUCCCCUCUUCUCCGUUAUUUGCUCCAUCGUUCUCCACCUCUCCCUCUGAAUUGCCUUUCCCUUCUGCCCCCUUAGGCAGGAGGAGAAGGUCCUGCUGGAAUAGCAGCGCUGGGGCUUUUCUGCAGGACUCUGGCCCUGUCCUCCUGGACUUACUCAUUUCCUUAUUCUUCGGAAAUUAAAUUUAAAACAGACUUCUGUUGUGGUGGGAGGAAGGGGCUUUACAGAUGAAAUGCAUUCUUUUUUGUUUCUCAAGAAUCAUUUAAACAUUUUUUGAUUUAAGGCCAAACCAGUCACUGUUUGAAUCUAAUUUGUCUGGCUAACCCUGUGUUUAUUAUCCUUAGGGAGCUAGAGUUCUUGUCAUUAAAAAUCUUCCUUCUUGUCCCUGGAGGAGAUAGGGACUAGCAAGCUGACUUUUGCACAGUGAUUUCCCAAGGAGGUGGCUUGCCCUCUGUCCAGCCUUGCCUGUACUGCUGUGCCAGGACCUCCACAGCCAGCGCAGAGCGGGGACAGCCAAACCUCCCAGCCAACCUCCGCUAAGAGGGAACCCAAAAGCAUCUGGGUGCGGGGGGUGGUGAGAGAGGCAAAGGAGGAGGCAAGUGUGUAUGAGAUUCUCAUUUCCCAAUGCUGAACUCUUGAAGUGAGCUUUGAGGCUCUUUGAUCUUGUCUGAACCAGAGGUUUGGGGAGGACUAAAAAAACCUGUCCUGCCCCUGGGUUGGAACUGGGAUCAGACCACCAGAGCCUGAUGUCUGUUGGUUGUUGCAGCUGUGAGCAGCGAAGCCGUGUGCUUGCUGCCUCUCUGGGAGCGAAGCUGUCUGGUGGAGGGAGGGAAAGCAUUGCCAGCCUUUCUCUGCAGCCUUCUUCAGCUCUGUGCUUUUUCUUCCCCAAAACUUUCCACCUUCAAAUUAACAGGUGCAAAGGAGGGCCAGGUAGUAGGUGAAGCAGUGUGUGGCAUCCCCAAGCCUUGCUCUUCUCUUUCUGUAUGCCUGUGUCUGUUCUUGCCUUUCUUUGUGCUUCCCACCUAAAAAAGGGAUUGUGUGCCCAUGCAUGGCUUUGGACUGGGGAACUCAUCUUCCUCCUCCACCCCAAGUGAAGGGAAGGAUGUGGGCUUUGGUGGACCUGCAGCAAGUGAGCUUGCUAAAGCAGAGGGAACAGGGCAGGUCGGCCGUCUUUGCCCCUCCGGAGGACUGGGGGUAAUGCUGUACUCAAGUGAGGGACAGAAGAGAUGGGGUGCCUGUGUGGUUGGUAAGAAGGACAACACGCUCAAGUCCACUCUCGCUGUUGCUUUCUCUGAUCCCUGUGUCCUGCUGAGGUGUUUGCUGUCGUGGAGCUGAGGCCAGCCUGUUCUUCGUGUCUCUGUGGCAGGUAAACGAGGGGACCUUGUGGCCUCCAGAAAGCGUACAAAUUGGGAAGGAGGGACAGUGUCAGAGCAGAACGGGUAUUUGUUCCCCUCUGCCCCCUUGGUAUAUCCCUGUGGGAUGGUAGUGGCUUUUCCUUUCCCAAACCAUCCCCCAGGCUCUGUCCCUGUCUCCAAGCUCUUGCCAGGAAUGUCUGUGGCUGCUAUGCCUCUGCACUGUGAAGACACACGUCCGGGGUCACUCCUGGUCCAAUUAGUGAAAACUGGUGGUAAAGAGGGAAGGGAUGGCUCAUCCUGGCUUCACUGCCCUCAAACCUUGGCAAGAAAGGAGGGAAGUGAGUGGGAGAAUGGAUCCUGAAUCCCUUCAUUGUUGUGUUCUCCCUACCCCCCAAAAAAACCUCCCUUCUGUUUUCUGAGACAUUGGACAAACUCGCUCUUACUAUGGAAAGAGAGGAGGAGCUGGAGGUAAGGGGGGUGGCGGGAGGGGCUUGGAUCCAGCAUGAAGAAAGGAGAGCUGUUUCUAAUGCAAUACACUGACAUUUAAAGCUUUGAGGACUACAGAUAAUGGCUUAAGAAGGGAUCUGAAAUACUCUGAGACUAAGAAUUCAAACCACUGUUUUUUUCCUUCCUGUGCGGAUGAUGAUGCAGUAUCAUCCUGGAGGUGAUCCAGCAGCACUUAUGAGCCUGGGGUCCACCUGGACCUACUGGUGGUGUUGCCCCUGGGGUAGCCCCAGAACACCCUGCUUCGGCAAAAGAAUGCGUAGACUUGCCUAAAAUAAAAAGAAAAAAUAAAGAGUGUCUGCAAAGCUCCUUUCCACUCUGUAAUUUAUAAACAGCAAGUAAUAAUGAACUUUUGUAAGGUUAAAUCAAAUGUACAUUCUGAAAUCAUUUUCUCUGUAAAUGGUUGGAUUUCAUUUCACCCUUAAAGGGAUGCUUAAAAGGAGGAGAUAAUAAUAAAAAUAAAAAAAUUUACAAAGUAUGAAAGGAAA